Meloidogyne enterolobii is the source of this 772-nucleotide messenger RNA. The record is from the annotation of a GenBank genome assembly. Lineage: Eukaryota; Metazoa; Nematoda; Chromadorea; Rhabditida; Meloidogynidae.
CGGGCAAAUGCCUCCCAAAUCAGGUUGAAGGGCCACCCUGAUCCAUUAUCAAAAAUUUCAAAUAAAAUAAAACCAAAAACAUUCCUUUUAGGAUACGGUCGAGAAAAUACCAAUACGUGCACGUUCACAAAGUUGGUUGAUUCGUACUAGGCAUUUGCUUGAUGACGAAAAGGUGUGAGUUCACCAUACAGGCUCAUAAUCACGUUUACAAUUUCUAGUUAAAUCGACAAGUACCAAUCAUAUCUAAAUGCCUUUAUGUGCUUUCUGUUCUACUCCUUGUUAUUACCUUCCCUUUCUGUAUUCCGUUUUGUCUACGUGUUUCUAAGUAAUUUUCUUCCCCAAAAAAUCCCCGUAAAAAUUAAAAUUAUUUUCCCUAGAGAAUAUGAAAGAGCUGUUGUGUUUCGAUUGGGAAGGCUUAUUAAACGUGGAACGAAAGGACCAGGGAUGUUUUUUAUUAUGCCAUGCAUUGACACGUAUAGAAUGGUAGAUUUACGAGUUCUUUCCUUCGAUGUUCCACCACAAGAAAUUCUUUCAAGAGAUUCAGUUACUGUAUCAGUAGAGGCUGUUAUAUACUUUCGUAUUUCAAAUCCAGUUAUUUCCGUUACAAAUGUAAAUGAUGCCCAAUUUAGCACAAAAUUGUUGGCACAAACAACUCUUCGGAAUGUUUUAGGCACCAAAACUCUCAGUGAAAUAUUAAUGGAAAGGGAUAUAAUAUCAAAUAUAACUGAAAAGGUGCUUGAUGAUGGAACUGAUCCUUGGGGUUUUUAAAAAA